AACGGAAAGGCUCGAGCGUGUGGAUGGGAGGAGCCUGGUAACACUCAGGACUUUACUGAGAGGAUUUACCUGCAGAAAUAAAGCAGGGAAAUAAACCGGAAUUUUUCAACAAACCGCUUCAUUUAAAGCGAAUUAAAGCCGGAUUGUUAUUGUAAUGAACCGCAGGUGUGAACCGGAGGGCUGGUGACGUGUUGGAGAGCCGUGCCGCGCGCAGAGCAGCAGUGUAUUCUUCAAAUUCUCACUCCUGAAGAGAAAGUUCCUGUAAACUACAUCACAUAUCCCAAUGGCUGAGAAUAAUUUCCCACCCCUGCCCGGGUUCAUCCCGCUGAAGCCCUGCUUUUACCAGGACUUUGAGGAGAUACCAGACCAGCACCGGACUCUGUGCAAGAGGAUGUACUACCUGUGGAUCUUGUACAGUGCCACCCUGGCGGUGAAUUUCAUUGGCUGCAUGGCGUGGAUGUUUGGUGGAGGGGGCGUGACUAACUUCGGUAUGUCCAUCAUCUGGCUGAUCCUCUUCACGCCCUGCUCCUACGUCUGCUGGUUCAGACCCAUCUAUAAAGCCUUCAAGACAGAUAGCUCCUUCAACUACAUGGCCUUCUUCUUCGUCUUCAUGGCCCAGAUCGUUAUCGCCAUCAUCCAGGCCAUCGGGAUCCCGGGCUGGGGCGUGUGCGGCUGGUUAGGCACCAUUACCUUCUUCGGCACCAGCAUCUUCGCCUCCAUCAUCAUGCUGAUUCCCACCAUCAUGUUCACCGCCGUCUCUGUUCUGGCCUUUAUGGCUUUUACUAAGAUCCACAACUUCUACCGGGGCAGUGGGGGCAGUAUGAGUAAGGCCCAGGAGGAGUGGACCACCGGCGCCUGGAAGAACCCCCACGUCCAGCAGGCAGCGCAGCAGGCAGCUAUGGGGGCGGCUCAGGGGUCCAUGCAGCAGCAGCAGUACUCCACGCCCACCUACGACGAAAACCAGAUGUAGCCCUGAUCUCCAGCUUCUCCAGCGCACCUAUCAGAUACUGAGAUCCGGGGGGGGUGAGGUUCUGGAGAAGGUUCUGGGUUCUCUGCCUGUUGGGGGAUUGCACUGAAUAUUUGGCAACCAAAAUUCUUCGGGCAACAAAAACGGCCAAAAAAAACGUACAGUCUAAAAAUGAGAGUUUAUACCAAAUAAUAUAUAUAUUUUUUUAUAAAUUCAAUUUAAAUAAAGAAAAUUAAAGCAAGACAAACUACAAAGGCUUGCAAAAGUAUUCAUACCCAUACCCCUUACAUGUUUUCAUUACAUUUUGUUAACUUAAUUGUAUUUUAUUGAGAAUUUAAGUGAUCAAUCAAUCAAUUUAUUGUUUCUUUAAACCUACCAAGACACGGCCAUGAUCCACCCAAACUAACAGAUCCAGCAAGGAGAGCACUGAUCAGAAAAGCAGCUGAGACCCAUGAUCACUCUGGAGGAGCUGCAGAGAUCCACAGAUCAGGUGGAUCAGGAGAAUCUGUUCACAGAACAACUAGAAGUCCUGCUCUCCACAAAUCGAUGUAAUAUUUCUAUGUAAUUGCAGCGAAAUUAACUCUACAAAGUACUGAUAUAGAAGAGGGAUGAAUACUUUUGCAAGCCACUGAAGAUUUAUUUAGUAUAUAUUUUUUUGCAGGUUUUGAUGCUAAAUUAAUCAAAACCGGCAAAAAAAUUAUAUAUCUUAAUUUAAUAAUUUGAAAUUCAUCACUCAGGUCAAUGUUUUAUCUAGUUUGGUUUUAGUUUUGGCCUAAAAUGAUACAUUUCAGUGCGUCCCUGCUGCCUAUUUCUCAUAGUUCAUAGUCUAAUAUAUACAAUAGUUAUGUUUUUUGUCAGUUUUACUAAUAAUCUAUGCAGAUUUUGGAAGAAGAAACAUACAGGAGAACAAAAAACAGUAUUAAUGAGUCACUUUAUUUU
This is a messenger RNA of Astyanax mexicanus (Mexican tetra), 1906 nucleotides long. It is a transcript of the gene scamp5b, whose product is annotated as secretory carrier membrane protein 5b. Bases 284 to 970 code for a protein of 228 amino acids. Gene Ontology annotation, cellular component: trans-Golgi network membrane; recycling endosome membrane. The transcript is spliced from 7 exons. The record is from RefSeq and is a predicted model, not a curated record. Gene Ontology annotation, biological process: protein transport. NCBI's taxonomy places the organism in Eukaryota, Metazoa, Chordata, Actinopteri, Characiformes, Acestrorhamphidae.